AUUGGCUCUGUUCCUUGGAAGGCAGGGGAGCAGGGGUCUGGAGGGAGCCGCCUACGUAAUUGGUGGAGACUUUGCAGCUUGGAGAAAGCUCACGAUAAGCCCAAAUUUACUUCUCUACUACGAUAAUUCGGAGCCAGCUCUGAAUCCCGCGCAAGAGAGCAUACAUAAGAUUGUCCAAGCUUGGAAUUUCAUCACCCAGCAAUCCAAGAUGUCUUCAUACGCAGAAAUUGCAUCGAAAGGGCCGAAGCAGUCUCCCGAGCAGGCCGCGGCGCCCCAGCCCCCGCAAGUCGACGCCUCGGAGAGCGCCAGCACCUCCUCUCUUGUGGACGUGGACACGCCCUCGGUGCACACGGUCCCCUCCGACUUCGCCGACCAGGACGUCCAGACGGACACGCAGGCCUCUCGCGUGGGCCGCGAGGAGGCGGCGCGGGAGCGGCGCGAGGAGGCCUCGGCCGAGGCGUCGGCGCGCGCCGAGGCCCACCUGGCCAAGAAGAAGGCCGCGUCGCGCGCCCGCCGCGCCGACGGCUGGAUCACCCGCCACCUGGCGGGCCUGUCCGACGGCGCCGGCGCCGCCCUCGUCGCGGGGAACCUCAUCGCCGUCGUUGCGCUCGGCGGCUGGCUGGGUCACAGGGCCUGGGGCCUGCACGAGCGCGGCUCCCUGGGCUGGAAGAACGUCGGCGUCGGGUUGGGCGUCCUCGGCGUCGUUGGUGCCUUUGAGGGGCUGUUUGCCAAGUAUGUUUUCCCGUAUUUUUCUUUCACUUUUCCCUCCAAAACUACGUUUGGUGGAAGGCCGGUGCUGACAGACGUGCCUUUGCAGUUACAUCCAGAAGGCGAGGAGCAAGAAGCAAUAGGCGGGGGAUACGAGUCUGGCCUGACCAACUAUGGUGAGCCCUGUGGUCUUGGGAUGGAGCGGGAAUGGCGAUGGCGGCACUGGGAACGUGAGGCGUUUGCUGGUUUGACUUUUCCUCACCUCUUGAUAUCUUAG
This is a messenger RNA of Phialemonium atrogriseum, 985 nucleotides long. RefSeq lists its product as uncharacterized. Gene Ontology annotation, cellular component: mitochondrial outer membrane. Gene Ontology annotation, molecular function: nascent polypeptide-associated complex binding. The coding region runs from base 209 to 985 and encodes 258 amino acids. The record is from RefSeq and is a predicted model, not a curated record. The transcript has 4 exons. Lineage: Eukaryota; Fungi; Ascomycota; Sordariomycetes; Cephalothecales; Cephalothecaceae.